UUUGAAUCUUUAUAACCAACUUUUCGACAGAACAUCGUCAUCAUCAUUUUUAAAUUUCCACAACACUAUUGCUUUCUAACAAGUUUGUUAUUGAUUUUAACUAAUUUGCAAAUAUGAUGGACAUAUGUUUAAUUUAAACUACCUUUUGCCAUUAAUACUUGCAAUAUUUGCACAGAGCUCUGUAGAGUCAUGUAAGAAAAAACAUAAGUUCGUUAAAAAAUAAAUACAAAAAAAAUCAAAUGUUAAGAAUUAUGAAAAAGAAAGAAACAGUAAAAAUUAAUUAAAAUUGUAAAAGAAAUAUCGUUUUUGCAUUGCAAUGACAGUCAUAUACUCAGCCGAUGUGGCGACAGCUGGUUGUGGCUUCCUCAAACUCCUACUCAGAUGGCGUGGUAGCAUAUAUAAGUUGCUGAAGGUUGAUUUUUUCCUCUACGUAAUGACGUUUUAUAGCUUGGCCUUGAUUUAUCGAUUCGUCCUGACGUCGGAUCAACAAACAAUUUUCUACUUUAUCGCAGAGCACUGCCACGUCUUCAACAGUUCAACUGCGUUGGCCUUUGUACUCGGUUUCUUCAUAAACCUGGUAAUGCAGCGAUGGAACAGCCUGGUGGGCAGCAUUCCAUCUCCAGACAGAAUGGCCAUGUUUGUGACUGCCAACAUCAGGGGACACGACGACAAGGUGAGGCUCAUGAGGCGGACCAUCAUGAGAUACUUGUGUCUGUCCUACUUGAUCACAUUAUCAUCAAUCAGUCCAGUUGUUAAGAAGAAGUUCCCAAAGUUUAAAAACAUGGUUGAGGCUGGUUUUAUGUUGGAGAAUGAACUGCAGGUGAUAGAGAACAUAGAUUCGAGGGACAACAAAUAUUUCGUUCCGAUUGCCUGGUGCACCACUCUGCUGGCCAGAGCUCGCCUCGAGGGCAAGAUCAAGGAUGAGUCUGCUCUGAAAACGUUGAUCGAUGAAGUUAACGACUUUCGAGGAAAACUGGGAGGUCUGUUCACGUUCGACUGGGCUCCGUUGCCGCUCGUCUACACGCAGGUGGUCACAAUUGCGGUGUACAGUUAUUUCAUCCCAGCGUUGAUCUGCAAACAGUUCCGAUACGGGCCAGGCAACUUUCUCAUUUACCAGGAUUGGUUCCCAAUUUUCACUUUUUUGGAAUACUUUUUCUACGUUGGAUGGCUAAAAGUUGGUGAAUCUUUCAUAAAUCCUUUUGGGAAAGAUGAUGACGAUGUGGAUUUCACAACAUUGAUUGAUAGAAAUUUAAGGGUGUCUUACCUGGUUGUAGAUGACAUGCACAGCGAACAUCCAGAACUAAUAAAGGAUCAAUAUUGGGAAACCACGUUUUCACAAACACCGGGUCAAGAACAUACUUCCGGCCCGAAUAACAUGUCCUAUCUGGGAUCUGCUCUUGACGUUCAAUUGAAAGAAUCCGGAAAACAUCGGUCGAUAGAUGGAAACAAACAAGAAAAAUCCUGGUGGAGAAAGGGAAGUAAAGCCUCCUCGGGAACCGAUCGUCAAAACUCUGCUAAUUCUGACAAAGAUGCCCAAAAUGUGAAACUCUCUUCUAAGAAAAAGCAAAAAAGUAGUAUCGACUCCUCAACUGAAGAUGGAAAGCUUUCAAAAAAUAGAGAUUGUGAUAACAGACGCCGAUGAAAAAAACCUAAAAAACAUGCUGGAGCCUGUUCUGGAACGUGAUGAAGCUUCUCCUAGCCCCACGUCCUUUAUGCUUUCCUCCCAUCACAAAAAUCAGGAAGGCCCAGAUGACACCUACCCUGGCAAAAUAUUGCUCUAAACCUCCUUGGAGGAAAAAAUUAAAAUAAUGUGUGUGGUAAUUUAGGUUAUGUGCGCACUUUAAUUCAAGUGCAAACUUUGGAGAUUUAAGUCUUAUAAUCCAUUUCGAUAUUAAUGUUUAAAACUUAUAUGUACUAUCGUAUGUGGUAAAAAUAAUAAUGUUUUGAACGGUUAUGGAAAAUUAUUCUUUUUUUUUGUGGAUAUUUCGUCUGGUUUAGGCUAUUUUAUCACGACUUUUUGUUGUCCCAUUAAUUUUUAAUAAUAGCGUUGAUAUUAUUAAGCAAUUAAUUUUGUUCCUAAAAACCAUACUUUUUUCAUAUUAAAUUUAAAUACAUCCAGUGAGCUACAAAAAAUGUCACAUAAUGAUUUUAGGUCUUAUAUCAAAACCUCAAAAUAUUGGUAUUACCAAGUAUAACCAUUAGUAAUGUGUAAAAUAAAUUUUAUUAUAAAAUAG
This is a messenger RNA of Helobdella robusta, 2234 nucleotides long. RefSeq lists its product as hypothetical. The coding region runs from base 317 to 1642 and encodes 441 amino acids. The transcript is spliced from 14 exons. Gene Ontology annotation, molecular function: chloride channel activity. The record is from RefSeq and is a predicted model, not a curated record. NCBI's taxonomy places the organism in Eukaryota, Metazoa, Annelida, Clitellata, Rhynchobdellida, Glossiphoniidae.